AAAAGGGAGGGAGAGGGAGGGGGAGAGAGAAGGCGAGGGUUUUUGGGAAAAAAAUUAGGGUUCUUCUUGGAGGGGCUGAUUGAGCAUUUCUCUAUCUCUUUGGGUUUGUAAUUAUUUCAAUUUAAAAAAAAAGAAUUCGAAAAUUUUUGGAGAUGUACAUAGCUUCUAUGCGAAAGUCGUUCAAGGACUCUCUGAAAGUUCUUGAAGCUGAUAUUCAGCAUGCAAAUACUCUGGCCUCAGAUUUUCCGAGGGAGUAUGAUGGUGCUUGUGUUCAGAUGAGAAUGUCAUACAGUCCAGCCGCUCAUCUCUUCCUUUUUCUGGUGCAAUGGACUGACUGCAACCUUGCAGGAGCCCUUGGGCUGUUAAGAAUUCUAAUUUACAAGGUUUAUGUGGAUGGCUCAACCACCAUGUCUACCAAGGAAAGGAAAGCAAGCAUCAGAGAGUUCUAUGCUGUUAUUUAUCCCUCUUUAUUGCAACUUCAAGGAGGUGUCACCGAUAGUGAAGAUAAAAGGCAGAAGGCAGUGUGCCUGGAAAGGUAUUGCAAAAGAGAUGAUGAGGAAAGUCGACAGUGUUCAGAUAUCGACAUUGAAAGAGAAGAGGAAUGCGGUAUAUGCAUGGAGACAAAUAGUAAAAUUGUAUUGCCCAACUGCAACCAUGUUUUGUGCCUGAAAUGUUACCGUGAUUGGCGUUCAAGAUCUCAGUCGUGCCCUUUCUGUCGUGACAAUCUUAAAAGAGUGAACUCAGGCGAUCUCUGGGUCUACACCGACAGCAGGGACAUAAUUGACAUGGAAACAGUGAUGACGGAGAAUCUCAGGAGGCUUUUCACGUAUAUAGAUAAGUUGCCUCUUAUUACACCGGAUAACCCUUUUGACUCGUAUGAUUCCCACCUAAGGUGAUCAAUGCGGUCCAAAACCAGUCCCCCGUGGCAAUUUAAUGGACUGGUUUCCUUUCUUUUGAUUACAUAAGGACCGAAAAUUCAUUCGGCGGGUGUAAGAUCUUCCCACUUCUGUUCGGAAGACCCAGCCUGAGUUAUUGUAGGCUGGCUGGUGAAGUUGAGGAGUUUAUAAAUUGUGUGGGGUAAAUUUGUACAUGCUUGUACAGCUUUGAAGUUGGCUUAGUUUUUUACAUACAAGUCCUCUCCUUGUUUCGAAUUGAGUGGUAUGGACGGAGGAACGGAUGGAGGAACUGUUCGGAAGCGGGCAGAGAUGGAAGAACACAAUGUGGUGAGAAUUUCGAGUUGAUGAGAAUACUGAGUUCAUGUUUCUUCGUACCAAGUUGCGACCGAUACACCCAACACUUCGAAGAUGGAUGGGCGUCAACUGUGUUUAUUGUUCCUGAAAUAAUGGACAACUGAACUGGUAAGUAGACUGUUGUUUUACUGGGCGCGCAUGGGCCUAUUGUUCUCAUCAUUUUGUUUGUUAGCAUAUAUUCAUUAGUGCAUGCUUUGAAACAACUAAAUGCAGUUUAAGCCGUGUUUGUCGCUCUUUUGGAAAAGCGUCUAUUUUCAAGGGGCAUUUCGAUUUCAAAUAAGAAUCUUGUGCUUCGAUAAGCGUUUAUGAA
Molecule: messenger RNA, 1560 nt
Organism: Malus domestica (apple)
Lineage: Eukaryota; Viridiplantae; Streptophyta; Magnoliopsida; Rosales; Rosaceae
Product: E3 ubiquitin-protein ligase AIRP2-like
Biological process (GO): protein ubiquitination
Molecular function (GO): ubiquitin protein ligase activity
Source: RefSeq, a predicted model, not a curated record